AUGGCCAGCAGCAUUGGUGUCCCUGCAUUUGGCCCUCAAGAUGUUCAGCUGACACAUGCAGAGAAAUCUGGCUCAGAAAAAGCCAGUCAGCAGAAGCCAUGUUUUCAAUCAUCCAUUACUAUCGAGGCACCAAAUAACAUAGAUGCAGAUGUAGUAGCUAAACCUUUAGAACCAUCAGUAUUACCUGUCUCCAAUGCCAUUCCUAAAAGUCAAACAACCGAUGCCUCCUCUGAUGUACUGGUAAAUGCCACAGUUGUGUCAUCUGUUACUUGCGACACAGGAAAUGUGGAUGCAGCUCAUCAGCUUCCAAGCUCUUCAACAACUGCAGCGAAGACUACAGCUGGGAGUUCUUUGGGUGAAACAGUGUCCACAGAUCAGGCCAGCUCAAGCCCAGCUGGAAAAACUUUAUCCCCCACUGAAACUUUGGUUGACAAACCUUCAGCCAUCAACACUUCUGACAGCAAAGAAAUAGAAAAAGCAGCUGAAACCAGUAACCACACUGAAAGUGGUUUGAAACCUUCAUCCAAUGUGGAACCAUUGUCAGCAAUAGACAGUAACAAUGGGCAAGCAAAAACCUCUCCUGAACCAGUGAAAGUGAUUGGAACCUCUACAAACCAUGACACAGUCAAUCCCAGUCUAGAAUCAGCACCAUCCAAGAUUGUACCAAACAAAAACUCUAAAGACGGAAGACUCAACAAUAACAAGCAUCAGUUAGAAGAUGGAGAAGAGCUUGAAAAACCAGAAAAGAAAGCCAAACUUGCCCACACUUCAAAUACUGCUAAAGGACGUGGCAAAACUCCUGAGCAGAUCUUUGAGCUCAUGGACAAAACAUUUGAGCAGAGGAGGAAUGUUGUGACUAAGCAAAUGCCGACCAUCCCAGAACUGAAAGAACUGUAUCCAGACCUUUUCACAGGCAAACAACUCCUGCUAGAAUUUCAGCGCAUCACUAAAAUUGAUAUAGACCAGAAAAUCCAAGAGUUUUGUGUGCGCCAUGCUACAGCAGUUAUAGAGCUGGCUAAGCAUAGAAAAGAGGCAGCACCAGUCUUAGCUCGAUGGGAACAAGCCAAGCAAGAGAACGACACAUUAAAACAAUAUUGGGAUAUGGUUACUGCUCUUUGUUUGCUGCCGUUGCAUUUCGGUGAAAAUUUUGUAGAAAUGGUUCUGGAGAUUGGAGAAGAUGAAGAGGUGGUAGCUCAGGGUAAAAUUGUUCCCACUUUGGUGGCUCGUGGUAAUAUUUUUCGGACAGAUGAAUUCUUUCUUAUUGCAGAGAAUACAAUUGUCCAGGAGUUUGAGGAAUUUACAAUUGCAUUUGCAUCUCUCUAUUCUAGUUACUGGGUAUUCAACAUGGAGUACCCUAAGACCAUAGAGAACACUUAUAAUUACAUUCAGCGAUGCAUUGUUCGCCAGCGUGAACCUGGUGCAAUACCCAUUGCAUGUAAAAACUUCACAAAGACACUACUGAAAUGGAACAAAGGAAAAGAAGGAAAAUAA
Messenger RNA from Candidula unifasciata, 1491 nucleotides. Lineage: Eukaryota; Metazoa; Mollusca; Gastropoda; Stylommatophora; Geomitridae. The record is from the annotation of a GenBank genome assembly.